This is a messenger RNA of Fusarium mangiferae, 2427 nucleotides long. RefSeq lists its product as uncharacterized. NCBI's taxonomy places the organism in Eukaryota, Fungi, Ascomycota, Sordariomycetes, Hypocreales, Nectriaceae. The record is from RefSeq and is a predicted model, not a curated record. The transcript is spliced from 2 exons. Bases 1 to 2427 code for a protein of 808 amino acids.
AUGGGCCUCGCCGCUCCAGCCUUCGACACAGACGUUGGCCAUAAGGUUGAAUACAAGAUUCGUGACAUUGGAACACGCUCUGUUACCCUCUUCCCCACCCAAGCACAGGUCAAGAGAGAAAUCAAGGACGUGCCUCUCAAGCCUGGAGUCAACGAGAUAUCCAUUGUCGGGCUGAGCCCAACCAUUGAUAAAAAUUCGGUCACCGUUGAAGGUAGCGGUGCCGCUACCAUUACGGGCAUCAGUGUUGAAUUUCUCCCCAAUCGCGAACUUUUCGACGAAGUCUAUCCAAACUCCGAUGAUGAUGAUGAUGAUAAUUCAGACAGUGACGAUGAAGAAGAAGAAGGUGAACCCCCAGAAUUGCCACAUUAUGGGCAGUUGCUGGAAACCAAGACGAAACUCAUCGAGCUCAAAGACGAACAGCAGCGAGCCAGAGAAAUUAUUGGCAAUGCUGAUGAGCGUAUCAAGGUCCUUGACAUUUACUCCAAGUCUCUUGAUAAGAGAGAGGGUGUUAAUAUUAGUGAGAUGCUUGACACCUAUAAGCAAGAGCACCAAAAAGCUUUUGAAGAACGUCUAGUCGGCGUGCAGAGGGAGCGAGAACUCACGGAGGCCAUUAGCAAGGUUACCAAGGAGCAGAUGCGUUUGAACAAACUUGGAAACAAGUUUCAAAAGAAGGAGGCCAAGAACAAGGCCAGAAUCCAAAAAUCCGUCCAGAAAAAGCAGGAACAGCGCCAGAAGCGUCAAGAGGAGAAGCGCAAGGAAAAGGAGCGUAUUCGCAACGAGCGCUCACGUUGCUGGCCGCUCUUCUGCUAUACCAUACACAUACAACUUGAGGUGAGCUCAUCCUACACGCCGGCUUCCUCUCGCCGGGAAUCAGUAUCCAGCGAGGUUGAACUUGUUCAGCGGCCCAGGAGUAAGACUGCAGACCUGGAAGAGACAUCCUGCUGCAACCUUGUGUUGUCAUAUGUGACCAACUCGGCAUUCUGGACUCCCACUUAUGACAUCCAACUGUCAACUGUUGACUCCACGGGUACGCUUUGCUUCGAUGCAGGUCUGCAUAACACAACAUCUGAGACGUGGGAAAACUGCAAGAUCACACUGUCAACCUCUCAGGCAACAUCUUCGAGCCUUGACGAGUCGAUUCCCAGUCUCACACCCUGGCAUAUCAAACUGGGUAACAAAAAGUCCUCAUCUGGCGAGACUGGCGCUUUUGAAAGUGUGGUGGAACUUCAGCAACAGGCCACUUGGCGUAACAAGAAACAAGGACCACAGCAGCCUCCCAACUUCAGGCGCGAAAUGUUUGGUCUUCCAGGCCAAGCUCUGAAUGACUAUCAGCUGCAGUUGAUGAUGUUGGAACAGCAGAAUAAGAAGAGGCUGAUGAUGGCUAGACAGGAGCAGGAUUCCAUGGCUCCACCUGCUCCUCAUACUUUCCCUCCCCCUCCCCCUCUUGUUCCUACUGCUGCGAUGAUGAUGCAGCAACAAGCGCAAGCUCAAGCGCAAGCGUCGCAGAUGCGACAGCCCCAGUCACUUGGCAUGAUGACUAUGGACCAAGUGGCACAAUCCCAACAGAUCCAGCAACAGCAACAGCAACAGCAACAGCAGUUCCCAGGAAUGUCACAGAUGGACUUUUCCUCUAACUUCGACUUCGAUGCCUUUCUAGGUGAAGAUGCAACUAUGACAGAUGCUCAGCCAUCCCUCGAAUUCCAAAAUUCUCUUGUUGAAGAGACCGGCUUCACCACAAUCUUCGAUCUUCCCGGCCUCAAGACUCUCGUGCCCAAGUUCACCGUUUCGAAGCAACGUGUUGCUCGCCUGCAGUUUACCAAUGUUCUGUUCAGCCACACCAUUGUGGCUAAAUAUCAGCCAGUGGCUUAUCUCAAAGCCAAACUCAAGAACAACAGUAAAAUUACUUUACUCCGUGGUCCUGCGAGCUUGACACUUGACGGUAGCUUCAUGGGGCAGAGCAAAAUUCCUCGAUGUAGCUCCGGCGAAGUCUUUACUCUGAGUCUGGGUGUGGACUCAGCGAUCAGAGUCACUUACCCAAGGCCUGAUGUCCGAAGAAGCACGACUGGAGUGUUCAGCAAAGAAGACAGCUCUGUCUAUGUUCGCGCUGUCACAGUACACAACACCCGCGUCACUGCCAAAAAGCCCGUUGGCCUUCUGGUGCUGGAUCAAAUCCCUGUUUCAGAGGACGAUCGCCUCCGAGUUGAGUUACUCAGUCCUCGAGGCUUGACUGUUGAAGGACCGCGUCAAGCGACUGGCACUCCUGGACGUGAAACUGCAGAGGAUAAAGACUGGGGCAAAGCUAUGGCAUCUCUUAAGAAGAGCGGACAGGUUUCGUGGGAGGUCUCGCUGAAUGCAGGUAAGGCCGUAAAACUGGAACUCGAGUACUCGGUUUCGAUGCCAAGUGGCGAUGUUGCGAAGGAAUGUUGA